Parnassius mnemosyne (clouded apollo) is the source of this 4552-nucleotide messenger RNA. Lineage: Eukaryota; Metazoa; Arthropoda; Insecta; Lepidoptera; Papilionidae. The record is from the annotation of a GenBank genome assembly.
GUUGUUGAAGUUGAAGUCUCAGAGGAAUAUGUUCCUGUACGGGAAAGUUGUAAAUAGUUUUUGAUAAAAUUUCAACAAAACGAAUUCUAAAAACGUAAGAUAAAUAAUUUGUGACAUAACUUAUAUAAUGUGAGUGCGAAAAGUGAUGGGAAACCAUAAACUGUGUGCCUUAUAAAACAAAAAGCUAUCAUCACAUACUAUACCCCAACGCCAUUUUGAGGCGAAAUUUUGUAUUAUAGCGAGUAGCGCGGAGAAUGGCCUGGGACGGCGGGAGCGUUCUAAUUAACUGACGGACGCCACCGGCUUACAGCUGGCGCAAGCAACAAGAAUGCCGCGUCCUGGCAGCCUCAAGGACCCAGACAUCGCGGAGUUAUUUAGUAAACAUGAUCCUGAAAAGAUCUUCGAGGACUUGCGUGAGAUCGGCCAUGGAUCUUUCGGCGCGGUCUACUACGCUCGCUGCAAUCUCACGAAGGAGAUUGUGGCUAUCAAGAAGAUGUCAUACUUGGGGAAACAGAGCGAGGAGAAAUGGCAGGAUAUUUUAAAGGAGAUAAAGUUUCUGAAGCAGUUAGAACAUCCAAAUACAAUAGAGUACAAGGGCUGUUAUAAACGUGAGCAUACGGCAUGGCUUGUUAUGGAGUACUGUGUUGGUUCUGCUUCUGAUAUUAUUGAGGUUCACAAACGGCCUUUGAGAGAAGAGGAAAUAGCAGCGAUCUGCGAAGGAGUUGUGUGCGGACUAUCAUAUCUUCAUAGUCUUGGGAGAAUUCAUCGUGACAUCAAAGCUGGAAAUAUCUUGCUCACGGAGAAUGGCACAGUCAAAUUGGCAGACUUUGGCAGUGCAAGCAUUAAGUGCCCAGCCAACAGUUUUGUUGGCACUCCGUAUUGGAUGGCGCCAGAGGUCAUUUUGGCGAUGGACGAAGGACAGUAUGAUGGGAAGGUGGAUGUGUGGUCUCUUGGUAUAACUUGCAUCGAGUUGGCGGAACGUAAGCCCCCUUACUUUAAUAUGAAUGCCAUGUCAGCGCUUUAUCAUAUAGCUCAGAAUGAUUCGCCAACACUACAAGCACCUGAAUGGACGGAUACAUUUCGUUAUUUCGUUGAAGCCUGUCUUCAAAAGAAUCCUCAAGACCGACCAUCUUCCACGAAAUUGUUGUCCCAUCCAUAUAUCACGAGGCCGCGCUCUCCUAAUGUGCUGGUGGAUUUAAUACAGAGGACGAAGGCUGCUGUGCGAGACCUAGAUAACCUCAGCUACAGAAAGAUGAAGAAGAUAUUAAUGAUAGAUGCAGACAAUGAGAGUGCCUUUGGAGACAGUGAAGAAAUGGCGGAGGAGCGAUCCGGUGGUGACAGCUCGAAGUCCAACUCUGCAACUUCUGAACACAGCGUAGCUGGUGCUUCCAGCCAGAGUUCUUCCUCUGGAAGUCUGCGGCGAAGACCUCAUCCCAUCAAUGCCAAUCAUCAUGGGCAACAUCAACCACAGUCGCAAUACCAACAAUUUAAUCACCAGCAUUCUUCUCAUUCUGCCAGAGCACGCAAGCGCUGGUUUUACUCAUGUUGCUGUUUCGUACGCAGAGAGAGUGAGAGCCCUCUGCCGACUUCGCACGACGACUACGUCAAUAGAGACGCGUUGCGGGAUUACGCAAAUAGGGAUUCUCUAUGCGACGACUACAGCGAGGACUACGCGAACAGAGAAGCGAUACGGGAGGCACAAAGGGAGAGAGAAAGGGAGAGGCAGGCGAACGAGUAUAGGGAGUAUGUGAACGCGCCGUCAACGUGGCAGCAAGACAGUGGAGACGACAACAGGAAUACUCAGCGCCGUGCUACACAUAGGGGUGUCAGCAAUAAUGUUUCUGCGGCAAUUUCACUUGUUUCGGAACAUGGUGCCAACAAUUUUGCUACAAUACGAACUACCAGCAUUGUUACAAAACAACAGAAAGAACAUAACCAUGAGAUGCACGAGCAGAUGUCCGGGUACAAGCGGAUGCGGCGUGAGCACCAGGCGGCGCUGCUGAAGCUGGAGGAGCGCUGCAAGGCCGACGUAGACGCGCACAAGGCGCAGCUCGACCGCGAGUACGACGCGCUGCUGCAGCAGCUCUCUCGCGACCUGGAGCGCCUGCAGACAAAGCAUGCGCAAGAGUUGGAGCGAAAACAAAAGCAAAAUGCUGCGGCGGAGAAGAAAUUGAUCAAAGAUAUUACCGCAAGGCAGGAACAAGAGCGCAAGGCGUUCGAAGCGCAACGUAAACGCGAGUACAAGGCGAACAAAGAGCGCUGGAAAAAAGAACUCAGUAUGGAUGAUGCUACGCCCAAGAGACAGAGGGAUGCUACAUUACAAUCGCAAAAAGACAACCUGAAACAAGCAGAGGAGGCGGAACAGGCUCGACUGGUGCGGUCGCAGCGUGAGUACCUGGAGCUGGAGCUGCGCCGCUUCCGUCGCCGCCGCAUGCUCGCCAUGCACUACAAAGAGCAGGAGUUGCUGCGAGAGGAACUAAAUAAAAGGCAACAACAGUUAGAGCAAGCUCACGCGAUGCUGCUACGGCAUCACGAAAAGACGCAAGAACUAGAGUAUAGGCAGCAGAAGGGUGUGCACGCAUUGAGAGAGGAGCAACUGGCAAACCAGCACGCGACGGAGCUGGCCAACCAGCGCGACUAUAUGCAGCGGCAGGAGCACGACCUUCGCAAAAAACAUGCGCUGCAACUUAAACAGCAGCCCAAGAGUCUUAAGCAAAAGGAAAUGCAAAUUCGAAAGCAGUUUCGGGAAACUUGUAAGAUACAGACACGUCAGUAUAAGGCGCUCAAAGCGCAAAUCCUGCAGAUGACCCCGAAAGAACAGCAAAAAGAAGUGAUAAAAGCGCUGAAAGAUGAGAAGCGACGAAAAUUAGUAAAACUUGGCGAGCAAUAUGACCUAAGCAUCACUGAUAUGCUGCAGAAGCAGACCAUCAAACUUGAUGAAAGUCAGAUGAUGGAGUGCCAACAGAAGAAGAUGCAACUGGAGCAUGAGCUGGAUAUGCUGACAGCGUACCAGAGCAAGAGCAAGAUGCAGGCGGAGGCGCAGCGCAACCGCGAGCGCCGCGAGCUCGAGGAGCGCGUCGCCGUCAGGCGGGCGCUGCUCGAGCAGAAGAUGGAGUCUGAAUGCGCUCAAUUCAUGGCCGAGCGCGCGGAACGAACUCGUUUGAUGCACGAGAGACACGAGCAAGAGCUCGCGCAGUUCGACAAUGAGAGCGCGCGCCUUGGUUUUAGUGCAAUGGCGAUCGCGGAGGGCAGCCGGGAGGGCUACGGAGAGGAGGAGCAGUCGUUGUCCGGUUCCAUGCUCUCGUUGGCACACAGCAACUCGUCGGCCAGCUUCCCCGCAGGAUCGCUUUAAUGCUCAUCACACUCCACCAGUACUGUUGCCACCACCCACCACAUGAGUUGCAUCUCAAAUGCAGUUAACGCACGUCAUACAAUUCGUAUAUUUCAUGUUCACUUGGUAUAUAAUUACAAUAAUUAUUCAAGUAACGUGGAUUAUGCAACACUUAUAAUUUUAUGAUUGUAGUAUUGUUACGUUAGAUAACAAAUAUUUUAGUAUUUUAUUGUGAAUUCAAUAAGGUAUUUACUAUUUAUUAUUUUUCCAUCAUUAUCUUAUAAUAAACCUCAAAAGCCAAGAAGCUGCCUCAAAAUCAAUAUUAAAUGUCAUGCUAUUCUUUGGACGGCAGUAGAAUCAAUUAUACAAAGCAGAUUACCAUGCUAGUCUAUUCAAAAUUAUAUUCUUUCCAAUAGAAAAAUAAUAAGUAAAAAAUCAUUAUAAAUAAUGAAACAGUUUGUUCACACUGUUUUAUGCUUAGAUAAUCUCUACCUAUUCACUCAAAUUAUUUUUAAGAAGAACAAGACUAAGUACAACUGUGGAACAACGGUUUCAUGUCGACAUCGUUAUAUUUGUCAAGAAAAUAAUUCCGAACAAAAUAAUAUUUAUUUAACUGCAUUUAAAAAUUUUAAAACUGGUUACUCAUAGUUUUCUUCACAUACGAAGUCCUGUUUAAGAGAAUAUCAAUUUGACAAAACUAGUGAAGGAUAAGUAUUAAUUUAAAUCAGGGUUCACCAAACUCUUCUGCCCGCUGUCUAACUAUACUAUCAGUCAAUUAAUAUAAUGAAGAAAUGUGGUUUGACAUAGUACUUAACAUUAUAUAUUGUAAUGUUAAAUGUUAUAUAUUAUGUCAAAUCGUGGGAUCAAUAGAGGCGACAGAGGAGAAUGAGACAGCAAACGGACAACAGCAUCUUUCUGAUAACGACUUAAAAUAAAAGUUUUAGUUACCAACCCGCUUGCCAAGCAUGGCAAUUAUAGUAAAUAUCCACCCUAUGAGACAAUAUAUUGGGUAGGCCUAUAUUCAGCAGUGGACUUUGACAGACUAAUGAAAAGAUGACUGUUCAAUAAGGAUUACUAUUUAUUUACAAUACGCAUGAUUAUGCUUAUACUGGACUUCGUAUUUGAAAUUAACAUAAGCUUUGUUAAAAAUAGUGAAUUUAGAAUCUAAUGUCAUUAUUUUAUAGUGUGUUUCAAUAAAUACGGAGAGGCCAGUUUUGAUGC